This is a messenger RNA of Cryptomeria japonica (Japanese cedar), 2506 nucleotides long. RefSeq names its product receptor-like protein kinase HSL1. Lineage: Eukaryota; Viridiplantae; Streptophyta; Pinopsida; Cupressales; Cupressaceae. Gene Ontology annotation, molecular function: protein binding. The record is from RefSeq and is a predicted model, not a curated record. The transcript has a single exon. Bases 112 to 2172 code for a protein of 686 amino acids.
GGCUCACUUGUUCUAGAUGAUCAUGACAUCCCCACGUGCAAAGUUUCUUUUUAAACAGUAAUGAUGUCGCUCAGAUCUCCAUGUCCACCCUGAAUUGUGAAUUUGGCCCAAAUGACAGAAUCUAGUAAGAGAUAUGUCUGCAAACUCUGUGGAGUCUCACUUGUGAUUCUCCAUUUGUCCUACUGCUCUGCAAUCUCUCAGGACGGAAAAAUCCUUUUGCAAAUAAAGGAGAGAGAUUGGAUUGACAGUCAUGGCGCACUCUCCAACUGGAAUGAGUCACACAGCGAUCCAUGCUCCUGGAAUGGGGUCUACUGUGACUCUGCCUUUUCUGUCACUCAAAUCAAUCUCACCGAUACUCUGAUAUCUGGAAAUCUGACUUCUGCCAUAUGCUCUCUUGCUAAUUUGACCUUCCUCACAAUCCAAGGGAACCAUUUUAAUGGUCCCUUUCCCAGCGCUCUGCUCCAGUGUAAGCUCUUGCAGAGGCUGGACUUGUCCUACAAUUUGUUCCACGGAAGCCUGCCCGAUGCAAUUCAUGAGUUGAGCGAGUUGAGAGUGUUGAACCUCGCAGGCAACGCCUUCUCCGGUUCCAUUCCACCUGCUUUCGGACUGCUCUCAAAGAUCGAAGCCCUGUUCUUCCAUGAGAACAGCCUGAGCGCCAAAAUCCCUUCUUUUCUGGGCAAUUUGACGACUUUGACCAACUUCAGCAUUGGGGACAAUCCCCUGCAGCCUGGUGUGGUGCCCAGCGAGCUCGGGAAUCUGAGGCGGCUGCAGGAAUUGUGGGUUUAUAAUUGCACCCUCGUCGGAGAAAUCCCCGAUUUUUUCGGCAAUUUGACAGAGUUGGUGUACUUGGACAUGUCGAAGAAUCGCCUCUCUGGUGAAAUUCCAACCAGUAUAACGGGUCUGUCGAAGAUGACAGUGUUGCUACUGUGGCAGAACAGUCUGUCAGGAAAAAUUCCGGCAAAAAUUGGUGAGCUAAGCAGCUUAUCCAUAUUGGAUCUUUCCGACAAUCAGCUGAGCGGUGAGAUUCCAGAGGGGAUUGCCAACCUCGCAAAUCUGGAUACUCUGCAUCUGAUGCAGAAUCAGCUUACAGGCCCCAUUCCUGCGCACCUUGACCAGCUUCGAUUCCUGACAAGAUUAAUUCUUUACAACAACAGUCUUACCGGCUUACUGCCCCAAAAUCUGGGCACCCAUUCCGACAUUUAUCAUAUUGACAUAGUAGGCAAUUCCUUUGAAGGCCCUCUGCCGAAGAAUCUGUGUAGCCGUGGAACCCUUUAUGGGCUGUCCAUAUUUUCAAACAGAUUCAAUGGAAGCUUGCCUUCGUCUCUGCAUGAUUGCAAGAGUCUUCAAUACGCUCUGCUUAACGACAACCGCCUGAGCGGGGAGGUUCCAGAGGGUCUCUGGGGAUCUCAAAGUAUUAUUGAUCUGCAACUUCAGAACAAUGAGUUCGGAGGCCGAAUUCCUGCUGCAAUUGGCCAAGCAAAGAAUCUGACCAGACUAGAGAUCGGCGGAAAUCAAUUUGGUGGUUGGAUCCCCCAUGAAAUUGGGGGGCUGACAAGCCUCCAGUAUUUCACUGCCGGAAAUAACAAUUUCUCGGGACCAAUUCCUCCUGAGCUUAUGGGUUUAUCUGAUCUGGAAAGCCUCAAUCUUGAACACAACAAUCUCUCUGGAGAGAUUCCGAAGCAGCUGGAAUCGAUGCAGCGUCUAAGCCUGCUCAAUCUGGCCAACAACGAAUUGAGCGGCCCAAUUCCAGAAACACUGGCGUCCCUUCCUAUUCUGACUUCCAUUGAUCUGUCGAACAAUGAUCUUCAGGGUAGAAUCCCCAUGGAAUUAGGGAGUCUGAACUUAAAUCAGUUCAACAUAUCGGGUAACGAUUUGUAUGGUCCGGUUCCUUAUGCUCUCAAUAAUUUGGCCUUCAAUAUGAGUUAUGGCGGCAAUCAGAAAUUGUGUGGCGGAGGCCCUCUGCAGCUCCCUGCUUGUUCUUCCAACAGAAAACUCUUGCCAAAUGUGGCCGCUUUUGUUGUAGUGAUAGUGUUGUGUAGUGCGGCAGUAGUGAUAUGCAUGAGUAGUAUAGCGUGUAUGUAUAACAAGCGCCGUUCAUUACUCCGCAAGGACAAAAGCCCUGAUCAAGUUAGCCAGUUUCAGUCAGAAGCAACCUGUACACUGACAGUCUGAGCUAAUAAGUUCUUUACGCUUCCUGAAGAUUAUAGCAUGUCUAUCUACGCUAUGUAUGUUCCUUGCAUGCGAAACGUGCUUCUUUAAAAUAUCAAACGAGUACCUAUACUCAUAUAUAUAAGUGCAAUGGUGAAGACCUGUUUUAGUAUUCUAUGGUUUCUAAACUUUUAAGGCCUCAGAUAAACUCAGAGAUACAGCAUGCCUGAGAAUGCCCAUCUAAAAAUGGCAGACGUCUCAUAUUGUGAGUUUGGUAUAUAAUUGUUCCUUUCACAGAUCAACUUCUCUAUGAUGUAAUUUUUUUAAAACACGAACUCUCAAACCCAUCGAAUAUUAG